Messenger RNA from Ruditapes philippinarum (Manila clam), 1545 nucleotides. Its product is annotated as neurotrypsin-like. The record is from RefSeq and is a predicted model, not a curated record. Lineage: Eukaryota; Metazoa; Mollusca; Bivalvia; Venerida; Veneridae. The coding region runs from base 48 to 1430 and encodes 460 amino acids. Gene Ontology annotation, cellular component: membrane. The transcript has 11 exons.
CCUCAUUACACUUGAGUUAAAGUCGAUAUAAAAUUACAUUUGUUAAAAUGGUACUGUGUUAUAUUAUAUAUAUCAUUUUGGUUAAUUUUGCCUACAUAUCAGGUCUUGAAGUACGAUUAUGGCCUGUUAAUGCACGAGGAAAUGAAGGUUUUGUAGAAGUAUAUCACGAGAACACGUGGGGACUUAUUGGCAGUCCUGCUUACAGAUUUUCAGACGAGACGUCUGCUUUGCUGUGCAAGACAUUAGGUUUAAGCGAUUUUGGAUACAGUUCCGGAUGGACUUCUAUUGACAACUAUGGUGGAGUGGUAUGGACAUACGGUUUAGAGUGUCACGGUCAAGAAACUGUUUUAGAUCAAUGUCAUUUUCCUAACAAAUGGAAACUAGACUACUACAGCAACAAAACGGACUGGGCCUAUAGACACGGUACACGGUUGUUUUGUGUAGAUGCCCAGAUAACUGGUGGUCCGACGAAUAAUAGUGGGCUUAUUGAGGCAUCGUUAGAUGGUAACAAGUAUUCACUGUGUUAUGACGGUGUAGACAUGAAUGCUGCAAAUGUUGUGUGUAAUCAUUUAGGAUACGAUGGUGCAAUAAGUAUAGACAAAAGUGAGGCAGGUGUUUAUCCUAUAUACAAUAAGCAAUUGUCGUGUACUGGUUGUGAAUAUUCGCUAUCCGAGUGUGACCGGUCUCAAAAUUUGACCUCUCAAUGUAUUUUUGCGGCAUCUGUUACGUGCAAAGCUAUUCGACUGGCAAGAAUGAAUCAGUAUAAAGACGAGGGCCCCGUCGAAGUUUUUUACCACGGAUCUUGGGGAAUGGUUGGAAAUCCAGGAUUUGUUUUUGACGACAAAACGUCCUCCUAUCUGUGUGACAGAUUUAAUCUCGGCAAAGUUGGAUUCAGCACUACGGGCAACUCGUUACAAACGUACGGGAGAAAAGCGUGGUUAGGCCGCCUUGCUUGUGAUGGCACCGAGAAAGACAUUAUGCAAUGCAGUCAUGGCCCUUUUGGGGAAGUGCCACCGUUACAGCAUACAUACCGGAAAGGAACAUGGCUGUACUGCUUCGGAUUCAAUGUGACUCAAAUGCGGCUGACAGGGGGUGUAGGCCAAACUGAUGGGCGUGUUGAACUCCUUAUCAACGGCAGAUGGGGUUACAUAGCAACGCAAGGCAUGACCUAUAAUGAGACAGAUAAUGCUGCCAAGGUUGUCUGUAGAGAGAUGGGAUUCAGUGGACAUGGUACAGUGCUUACCGAUGGUAACUAUGGACGACACCACGAUCCGUUCUGGAUGUCUUUAGUAAAAUGUACAGGUAAUGAAAGCAGUAUACAACAAUGCCAUUUCAAGAAAGGAUCGUGGUAUGCCGAAUAUGAUCAUCCUUACCAUCUAAGAGUACGAUGCGGCGGUGGAAGUGGUAGCGGCUCCGUGAUUGUAGGCUGAUGUAGAGGUGGCGUAGCAAAGAGUGCUGAAGAAAAGAGACACUUUAUGAUUGUAACAGAAUAUAAACCACUGUAGUUAAUUUUAAAUGUUAAAAAUAAACCUGAUUUCUCAAAAU